AUGUCAAGAAUCAGCAUCUCAUGGAUCUUCGGCUUCCUUGCCCUCUUCGCCUUCGCAGUCGCUCAUGCAACCACCACCCCCUCGUCGGGCCUGCCUUACACCGUGGGCAACAUCACCCUUGCCAAUGGCAUUGACGUCUUCUAUCGUGAAGCCGGGCCCUCCAACGGAACCACACUCCUGCUUUUGCACGGCUUCCCUUCCUCGUCCCAUCAGUUCCGAAACUUUAUCCCCAUUCUGGCAGGACAUGGCUACCAUGUCAUCGCACCAGACUAUCCCGGCUUUGGAUUCACCACGGUCCCCUCGUCGCUAAACUUCGCAUAUAGCUUCACGACGCUCACAGACACGGUCGCUGCGUUCCUCGAUGCCAAGAAUAUCAGCUCCUUCAUCCCUUAUAUGCACGACUACGGCGGGCCUGUCGGCUACCGCCUCGCCAUCCAGCGACCGCAGUCCAUCCUGGCUUUGAUCUCACAGAAUGCGAACGCCUACCUCGAAGGAUUCGGUCAGUCCUUCUGGCCUCCAGUCGUUUUUCCCCUCUGGAACGCAACCACGCCGGCAGAAUUUCAGACCGCUGCCAACCCUGUCAACAGCACGGUCCUCAGCCUCCGGGGCAUCCAAUCGCAGUAUACGACAGGCAGCGCCAAACCCCGGCUGAUCGAGCCCGAGGCCUACUGGCUAGACUACUCGCUCAUCAACGAGAAACCGGGUAACCGGGACAUUCAGAUCGACCUGCUCACGGACUAUCGCUCAAACGUGCCGCUCUACCCGUCAUGGCAGGCCUAUUUCAGACAGAUGCAACCCAAAUUGCUGGCCGCCUGGGUGAAGAACGACAUCAUCUUUGUCCCACCAGGGGCGCACGCUUACAAGAGAGACCUUCCCAACGCCGAGGUCGUCCUGUUGGACGCCGGUCACUUUCUACUGGAGACUAAUCUGGCACAGCAGGCGAACAUUGUGUUGGCAUUCUUGAGGAAGAACGGCCUGUGA
Messenger RNA from Cladophialophora yegresii CBS 114405, 981 nucleotides. RefSeq lists its product as uncharacterized. The coding region runs from base 1 to 981 and encodes 326 amino acids. Gene Ontology annotation, molecular function: epoxide hydrolase activity. NCBI's taxonomy places the organism in Eukaryota, Fungi, Ascomycota, Eurotiomycetes, Chaetothyriales, Herpotrichiellaceae. The transcript has a single exon. The record is from RefSeq and is a predicted model, not a curated record.